Mastomys coucha (southern multimammate mouse) is the source of this 1080-nucleotide messenger RNA. RefSeq names its product olfactory receptor 13C7-like. NCBI's taxonomy places the organism in Eukaryota, Metazoa, Chordata, Mammalia, Rodentia, Muridae. Gene Ontology annotation, molecular function: G protein-coupled receptor activity; olfactory receptor activity. The record is from RefSeq and is a predicted model, not a curated record. Gene Ontology annotation, biological process: G protein-coupled receptor signaling pathway. The transcript has a single exon. The coding region runs from base 69 to 1025 and encodes 318 amino acids. Gene Ontology annotation, cellular component: membrane.
CAUCCUGAUCCUGAUGAGCAAGUGCUUGCUGUCUUUUCUUUUCUCAAGACGGGAAGAGAACAUGAGACAUGGAAGGAGCCAAUCAGUCCACACUAGCUGAAUUUGUGUUGCUGGGGUUGUCAGAUCACCCAACACUGGAGAAAACCUUUUUUGUGCUCAUCCUGCUGAUGUACCUGGUGAUCCUGCUGGGCAACAGGGUCCUCAUCCUGGUGACCAUCCUCGACUCCCACCUGCACACGCCCAUGUACUUCUUCCUGGGCAACCUCUCCUUCCUGGACAUCUGCUACACUACCUCCUCGAUCCCCUUGGUCCUGGAUGGUUUUCUCAGUCCCAGGAAGACCAUCUCCUUCUCAGGCUGUGCCGUGCAGAUGUUUCUCUCCUUUGCCAUGGGAGCCACGGAGUGUGUGCUCCUGGGCAUGAUGGCGUUUGACCGUUAUGUGGCCAUCUGCAACCCCCUUAGAUACCCAGUGGUCAUGAGCAAGGCUGCCUAUGUGCCCAUGGCCGCCGGCUCCUGGGUGGCUGGUGGUACCAACUCCUUGGUGCAGAUCUCCCUUGCAGUGCAGUUGCCCUUCUGUGGGGACAAUGUCAUCAAUCACUUCACUUGUGAGAUCCUGGCAGUCUUAAAGCUAGCCUGUGCUGACAUCUCCAUCAAUGUCAUCAGCAUGGGGGUAGCCAAUGUGAUCUUCCUGGGGGCCCCAGUCCUCUUCAUCUUUGUCUCCUACAUCUUCAUCCUCUCCACCAUCCUGAGGAUCCCCUCUGCUGAGGGGAGGAAGAAGGCCUUCUCCACCUGCUCCGCCCACCUCACUGUGGUGAUCGUCUUCUAUGGGACCAUCCUCUUCAUGUACGGGAAGCCCAAGUCUAAGGAUCCACUGGGGGCAGAUAAACAGGAUGUUUCAGACAAACUCAUCUCCUUAUUUUAUGGGGUGCUGACCCCCAUGUUGAACCCCAUCAUCUACAGCCUGAGGAACAAGGAUGUGAAGGCGGCUGUGAAGAAUCUGGUGGGUCAGAGAUGUCUAAUUCAGUGAUAGUGAGGAAGUGGGUUAUUUCCCAGUUUUGUGAACGUCAAGGCUCGGCGGGGAA